Penicillium verhagenii is the source of this 612-nucleotide messenger RNA. RefSeq names its product Pfs NACHT and ankyrin domain protein. The coding region runs from base 1 to 612 and encodes 203 amino acids. The transcript has 2 exons. Lineage: Eukaryota; Fungi; Ascomycota; Eurotiomycetes; Eurotiales; Aspergillaceae. The record is from RefSeq and is a predicted model, not a curated record.
AUGGCUUCACUCCACGCCAUCAAUGCAAAAUUCUCGCGUUUUGUGGAUCAGCGCUUCCUUUUUUCCAACAAAGAAGGUGGAUACUUGGAAAGGUCAACAAUGGGGAUGUAUCGGUCGUUGCUACUCCAGCUUCUUGCAGAGUGCCCUGACAUCCAGAUAAUUUUGGAUGAUUUCGCUAUCACGUCACUGAGUCGCGGUGUUUGCCCUUCCUUGAGUGCUUUGAAGGACCUCUUUUGCCAAGCAGUAUUUGCCCUCGGCCAGCGCUCAUUGACCUGCUUCAUCGAUGCUCUCGAUGAGUGUGAUGAACAAGAAGCUGUGCACAUAAUGCAAUGCUUUGACGAUCUUAGCAGAAUUUCUACUGCCACGGGGGGCAUCUUCCGGGUUUGCCUCUCUGGUGGAGAUAUCCCCUCUAUCUCUCAUCGAGAUAGAGGCCAAAUUACACUGGAAGAUCAACCCGGUCAUGUCAAAGAUCUUGAAACCUACAUUGAACGCACACUUUAUGCCGAUAUAUCUGCAUUCGUCGAAGAGACUCGCCCUAAGCUUCUCGAUAAAGCUGCUGGUAAUUUCGAAUGGGUGAUCUCCGUUGUAAAUGACAUGAACGCCGAGAUUUGA